Messenger RNA from Juglans regia (Persian walnut), 2074 nucleotides. RefSeq names its product zinc-finger homeodomain protein 4. Gene Ontology annotation, molecular function: transcription cis-regulatory region binding; DNA-binding transcription factor activity. Gene Ontology annotation, cellular component: nucleus. Gene Ontology annotation, biological process: regulation of DNA-templated transcription; regulation of developmental process. The record is from RefSeq and is a predicted model, not a curated record. Bases 910 to 1737 code for a protein of 275 amino acids. The transcript has a single exon. Lineage: Eukaryota; Viridiplantae; Streptophyta; Magnoliopsida; Fagales; Juglandaceae.
CACUCUCUGACACACUGCUCUCCAUAUGGCGUAAACUUGAUGCCUGACAGUGCAAGCAAAGCAAGCACCCCACUUUUCUUUUAUCUUCCUCCCCCAAACUCACUGUGUUUUCCCCUCUCUCUCUCUCUCUCGCUUUCUUUUUUUUUAUUUUUUAAGUAAUCCAUUGUGUUUUCCUCUCUUUCUGUAAGAAAUCUGCUUUCUUUUCCCUAUAUGCUGUCUUUUUUCUUUCUUGCCUCCACGCUAUUUCUAUAAGCCCUUGUUUAGUGCUUCGCUAGCAAAACCCACCUCCAAAAAAAACACAGCCUCUCUCUCUCUCUCAAACACCCCCCCCCCCCCCUCUCUCUAGUUUACAUUCCAAAUCUCCCUAAGUCUACCUUGUGAGACAAAACUUCUGUCCUAUCCUAAAACCUUACCUUCAACACAUAUGGAAGGUGCUUAAAGCUCCAGAUUUGGAUCACAGAGAGAUUGAUGUGGGUAUGCCAUUUAGUUUCUCCAACAUUUCUUGCGGUUUCCAUUACUAGUGAAAAGAAGAACACAGAAAGCUUACUAGCUAGUCAUCUACCUCCAUCCACCAUUUUCUCUCUCUUGGUGUUUGACCAUCUAUCUCAGACUCACUCACUCUCCCUCUCUCUCUCUCUCUCAAAGCUACUGCAAUUUAGUUACUUCGUUUGCAAUUCCUCACAGUGGAUUUUGUUUUUUUGGGUUUCUUAGAUAAAUAGGUUAUAGUUUGUAUUUGUUCUUAAACGUGGACAAUUGUCGAGAAAACUCCUGAGUUCAAGAAAGCAACCACUUUUAACACCAAUCAUUUAGUCUCCCUAAUUAUCCUGUCUUGUUCCUUCUUUUUUGGUCAGCGAAAAAACAGCCAGACAAACUAAAAUAACAACCAAAAAAGAAGAGAGAAAACAAGAAAUGGAACUUUCAAGUCAUGAAGGAGAAAUCCCAAUCCCGAUAAACAGUGCAUAUGGUGGGGGACAUGGGCACGGGCACAUGAUCCACCAUGAUCCUGCACCCCACAAUAUUCACAUCAUGCCUUCAUCAGCACCACAGAUCUCCUCCAAUGGCCCCCCAUUACCCACAAGCCUGGAGGAACAUAUGCCCUACAAGAAAGUGGUGAGGUACAAAGAAUGCCUCAAGAACCAUGCAGCAGCAAUGGGAGGGAAUGCCACUGAUGGGUGUGGUGAAUUCAUGCCCAAUGGUGAAGAGGGUACUAUAGAAGCACUCAAUUGUUCUGCCUGCAACUGCCACAGAAACUUCCACAGAAAAGAAGUUGAGGGUGAGCCCUCUUCGUGUGACUGCCACCAUAGCCCACAUCUCAACAGGGUUGGAAGGAAAUUCAUCUUUGGCCAUCACAAAAAUAUACUACCGCCUGAGGCCCUAGGGUACCCUACAGCUACAGGUACCUUUAUAUCUUCAAGACCAGGAGCGCCCCACCAAAUGAUAAUGCCCUACAACAUAGGAUCCCUCCCGUCGGAGUCUGAUGAGCAGGAAGAUGGUGGAGGUGCAGUCGUGGUCAGGCCUCCGCAGCUUGCAAAGAAGAGGUUCAGGACAAAGUUCACACAGGAACAGAAGGAGAAAAUGCUGAACUUCGCUGAGAAAGUCGGGUGGAAAAUCCAGAAGCAGGAAGAGGCUGCGGUGCAACAGUUCUGCCAAGAGAUUGGAGUCAAGAGAAGAGUCCUCAAGGUUUGGAUGCACAACAACAAGCACAAUCUAGCCAAGAAGAACCACCCCGCUCCUUAAAGUUAACACCAUAUAUAAUAACAUUAAUAUAUAUAUAUAUAUAUAUAUAUAUAUAUAUGUGGUUCUCUUGGUUUUUAAGUCUCUAGUACUACACCAUAUUAUAUAUAUAAUCGUUUUCUUCUGAUCUGUGGGUACGUUAUUAGAAUAGUACUGAUUAUGCAAUAGUUUUGGGAAAUUGAGUUUAAUUAAUGGUAGAGUUUGAGUAGUGGGUGAUUUGUUCUUGUUCAAUCCCUACGCUGUAGGCCGAACUGUUCGAGAUGUUCGCUCUGUGUCUGAUCAGAUACAGUACUGAUGUAUCCAAUUUACUUUUAAGGAAAAGCUUCCUAAUUUACGAAUA